AUGUCUGGAGAUAUAGUCUAUGCUGAUAUCAAAAAUGUUAGGGUUUCACCUUUAGAACAUUCAUCUUCACUUCUGACACCUGAUUCUCACCAUCAAGGAAUUUUUCUGAAAAUUGGAUGUACAAUAAUCAUCAUUCUCCUUGUAAUAAUAAUAAUUAUGCUCAGCAUUUUUGUUAUCCAGUUCAAAUCUGCAAGACAUACUGAAGUGGAUAAGGAAUCAGAAGAGACAUUCUGUUAUGGGAAAAAUAAAUCUGAAACUAUCACCUCAAUAGUUUCUUCCAACUCUUCUACUGCUCAUAAAUCAUGCCCCUCCACAGACUGGAAGCUACAUGGUGGGAAAUGUUACUGGGUUGCUAAAUAUAAGAAAUCUUGGAUUGAAAGUAAAAAUGACUGUGUCACGAAAAAUUCACAGCUCAUGGUGAUUCGAGACUUCAUUGAUAUGAGUUUCCUAUGGCUGCACCUGAAUUGUUCAGACUCUUAUUGGAUUGGCUUGAGUAUUCCAGCUAAUGGAAAAUCAUGGACCUGGGUAGACAACAACCCUUUUGACCCUCAUCUGUUUUCAAGAGAAGAAGGCACACCACAGACUCGGAGCAUGAAAUGUGCCCAACUCUCUCAUACUAACAUAAUUAGGAAAAAAUGUGAAGACAAUAAACAAUGGAUUUGUCAAUUGUAA
Pteronotus mesoamericanus is the source of this 672-nucleotide messenger RNA. Its product is annotated as killer cell lectin-like receptor subfamily B member 1B allele B. NCBI's taxonomy places the organism in Eukaryota, Metazoa, Chordata, Mammalia, Chiroptera, Mormoopidae. The record is from RefSeq and is a predicted model, not a curated record. The coding region runs from base 1 to 672 and encodes 223 amino acids. The transcript has 6 exons.